Messenger RNA from Tinamus guttatus (white-throated tinamou), 2666 nucleotides. NCBI's taxonomy places the organism in Eukaryota, Metazoa, Chordata, Aves, Tinamiformes, Tinamidae. The record is from RefSeq and is a predicted model, not a curated record.
AAGAUGGGGAAGAAGAGCCGAGUGAAAACUCAGAAGUCAAGUACAGGAGCCACGACAACAGUAUCUCCAAAGGAAAUGUUGAAUCUAAUUAGUGAAUUAUUACAAAAAUGCAGCAGUCCUACCCCAGGCCCUGGUAAGGAGUGGGAAGAGUAUGUGCAAAUUCGUUCCUUAGUGGAGAAAAUACGCAAGAAGCAGAAAGGUUUGUCCAUUGUCUUUGAUGGGAAGAGAGAUGACUAUUUUCCUGAUUUGAUAAAAUGGGCUACUGAAAAUGGAGCAUCCACAGAGGGUUUUGAAAUAUCUAACUUUAAAGAAGAGGGUUUUGGUUUGAAGGCAACAAGAGAGAUAAAGGCUGAAGAGUUGUUUCUGUGGGUUCCAAGAAAGCUAUUGAUGACAGUUGAAUCAGCUAAAAAUUCAGUAUUAGGGUCGCUGUACUCUCAAGAUCGGAUUCUUCAAGCCAUGGGCAAUAUAACCUUGGCCUUCCAUCUUCUUUGCGAGCGAGCCAACCCCAGCUCUUUCUGGCUGCCCUACAUCCAGACUCUCCCCAACGAGUACGAUACUCCACUCUAUUUUGAAGAAGAUGAGGUGCAGUAUCUUCAGUCAGCUCAGGCCAUACAUGAUGUUUUUAGCCAAUAUAAAAACACAGCUCGACAGUAUGCCUAUUUCUACAAAGUUAUUCAGACCCAUCCUAAUGCCAGCAAACUGCCCUUAAAGGAUUCUUUCACUUAUGAUGACUACAGAUGGGCAGUUUCUUCUGUUAUGACACGACAAAACCAAAUUCCAACAGAAGAUGGUUCCCGCGUUACCUUGGCUCUGAUACCCUUAUGGGACAUGUGUAAUCACACCAAUGGAUUGAUCACUACAGGCUACAACUUAGAAGAUGACCGGUGUGAAUGUGUAGCACUUCAAGACUUCAAGCCUGGAGAACAGAUUUACAUUUUUUAUGGCACUCGGUCAAACGCUGAAUUUGUGAUCCACAGUGGUUUUUUCUUUGAUAAUAAUUCACAUGACAGAGUGAAAAUAAAGCUUGGCGUGAGUAAAAGUGACAGGCUGUAUGCUAUGAAGGCAGAGGUCUUAGCUCGUGCUGGUAUCCCAACUUCUAGUGUUUUUGCCUUGCAUUCCACCGAGCCUCCAAUUUCUGCUCAGCUUCUGGCUUUCCUUAGAGUAUUUUGUAUGAGCGAAGAAGAGCUGAAGGAACACUUGAUAGGCGAGCAUGCCAUUGACAAAAUCUUCACUUUGGGGAACUCCGAGUUUCCCAUUAGCUGGGACAAUGAAGUUAAACUUUGGACGUUCCUAGAAGCCAGGGCAUCUCUUCUUUUGAAAACCUACAAAACAACUAUAGAGGAUGAUAAGUCCUUCUUGGAGACCCACGACCUUACUCCUCAUGCAAUAAUGGCCAUCAAGUUGCGCUUAGGUGAGAAGGAGAUCUUGGAGAAAGCAGUGAAGAGUGCAGCUGCCAGCCGGGAAUACUAUGCCAAGCAGAGGGCAGAUGGAGCUCCCAUUCCUAAAUAUGAAGAGAGUAAUAUUGCCUUGUUGGAGAACACUGUGCCAGAUUCUAGACUGCCUAUUGUCUUGAGAAACCUAGAAGAUGCGGAAGAGCAAGGGGACUUAAAGAUUGAUGAAGCUAUGGAUGCAGAAGUCACGGAGAAUGGGUUUGUAAAUGGUGAAAACUCUCUAUUUAAUGGGACCAAAUCAGAAAGUGAAAAUCUAAAUCAAGAAGAAAACAGCAGAGAGACUGAAGAUGCCAAAGAAUCUUCCUCAGACAGUACUGAUGAGGUUAAAGAAUAGUCCUAAAGUUUUGACUUUCUCGUGAAAUUAAAGUAGCUGAAGUUUAUGAACAGUGCAUUUACGUUGGUGUGUUUCUUUGUUAACAUUUCUCUUUCUGCAGAGGAAAAUGUUUUUGCUGCUUUAUAUAAAAAUGAAUUUUUAAGUUAUUUAAAAGAUUUAGCAUCCCUUUUCAAUUAAGAUUGCCAUCUUGCUUUCAGGCAAAAACUUGGGAAAGAGGUGCCUUUGGAAGAUUUUGCAGCCCUUUGUUGAACCAAAUGUAUUUUCUUCCUGGGGAAGAAUUAAGCUCUUCUAUCUGCUGUCCUUUUGUUGUUCUGUUACUCUGACUACCGAAAUUAAGAGCUUGCUCUGUCUCCUGCCAAGAAAAGCAGAAGGCAGGACUGACUCGGUAUUAAGCAUUAAGGUGGGAGAAUAGUACAGCAGAAAACUGGAUAAGAGGAUCAGAAACUUGGGAGAAUGGAGGAAAACCUGUUUAAAAUCAGGUAUGCCAGUCCAUAAAAGGUAAGGUGGCAACCUUAUGUUCUAUAGAUUAAAUGUUGAUGAGAAUCCAAAUUAUAUACACACAAAGUAAAUUCUGAGGGUUUCAAUUUACUUUUUGUUUAUUGUAUGAAAAUAUCCCAUCUUUCCUCUUCAGUCAGUUAGGCUGCUAAGAUACACCAUUCACCAACUUUUAAAGGCUGACUUUCUUAUUUCCAGGCGGUACCUUUAUUUUUCUACAAGGUUGGCAGUAGAGUUUGAAAGCAGAUAGGCCAAGCCACAGCUUUAAAGUGUACUGUUCAAAGUGAGGUUGCUUCCCAGCUUCGUCCAGCUUUCACAAUUAGCUAGGGUUUUUCAAAGCUAUACUUUUCAACUAAACCAUUAUUAAAAGGAAAAUGUGAUUAAUA